AAUUAUAAGAAAUGGCCGAUGCUGAGGAUAUUCAACCUCUUGUGUGCGACAAUGGAACCGGAAUGGUCAAGGCUGGAUUUGCUGGCGAUGAUGCACCAAGGGCAGUGUUUCCCAGUAUUGUAGGCCGACCUCGCCACACAGGUGUUAUGGUUGGGAUGGGCCAGAAAGAUGCUUAUGUUGGUGACGAAGCACAGUCCAAGAGAGGUAUCCUCACCUUGAAAUAUCCAAUUGAGCAUGGAAUUGUUAGCAACUGGGAUGACAUGGAAAAGAUCUGGCACCAUACGUUCUACAAUGAACUCCGUGUUGCUCCUGAGGAGCACCCUAUACUACUCACUGAAGCCCCUCUCAACCCAAAGGCAAACAGAGAGAAGAUGACCCAGAUUAUGUUUGAGACUUUUAAUGUGCCAGCUAUGUAUGUUGCCAUUCAGGCAGUCCUUUCUCUCUAUGCCAGUGGCCGAACAACUGGUAUCGUGCUUGAUUCUGGUGAUGGUGUGAGCCAUACUGUCCCUAUUUAUGAAGGAUAUGCUUUACCUCAUGCCAUUCUUCGUUUGGAUCUUGCUGGUCGUGAUCUUACUGAUUGCCUGAUGAAGAUCCUUACAGAGAGAGGUUAUUCUUUCACCACCACUGCAGAACGGGAAAUUGUAAGGGACAUCAAGGAGAAACUUGCCUAUGUUGCUCUUGAUUACGAACAGGAGUUGGAGACUGCCAAGACUAGCUCAGCUGUCGAGAAAAGUUAUGAACUUCCUGAUGGGCAGGUCAUCACAAUUGGGGCCGAAAGGUUCAGGUGCCCAGAGGUCCUCUUCCAGCCAUCCUUGAUCGGCAUGGAAGCUGCUGGAAUUCAUGAGACGACAUACAACUCCAUUAUGAAGUGUGAUGUGGAUAUUAGGAAAGAUCUGUAUGGCAACAUUGUGCUUAGUGGUGGGUCAACAAUGUUCCCUGGUAUCGCAGAUCGUAUGAGCAAGGAGAUUACAGCACUUGCACCAAGCAGCAUGAAGAUAAAGGUGGUUGCCCCACCUGAGCGGAAAUACAGUGUCUGGAUAGGAGGCUCCAUCCUUGCCUCUCUCAGUACUUUCCAGCAGAUGUGGAUUACCAAGGGAGAGUAUGAGGAAUCUGGUCCAGCAAUUGUCCACCGGAAGUGCUUCUAAGCUUGUUACCUGCUUCUUUGAGGGAGUGUUUCACGCAUGUUCUUGUGGUCUUUGGUUUGGUUCAAAUCAUGAUUUUGCUGAGUAGUGUCACAACUGAUUUGAGACACCUAUGUACUCUUGAGUUGGGCUGAUAGAAAGCUCUCUUGUCAGGUGUUGGUUCAACAGGGAGGCCGCGUUUGUAUUUGCAGUGGUUGAAGCAGUAUGUAUCAAAUGUUUGUUUCUUUGUAUCCAUAUGAAUCUAGUAAGGUUGUAAUCCGGUUGCAGUUUUCAAGUGUUCUAUGCCCUUGUUUGGGGACUUAUCCUGAGGUUCACCUUGUAGCUAAAUUCUUGUACGAGGAUGUUUCUUGGUUUUUCUGCCA
Molecule: messenger RNA, 1504 nt
Organism: Musa acuminata subsp. malaccensis (wild Malaysian banana)
Lineage: Eukaryota; Viridiplantae; Streptophyta; Magnoliopsida; Zingiberales; Musaceae
Product: actin-101
Source: RefSeq, a predicted model, not a curated record